Messenger RNA from Annulohypoxylon truncatum, 1992 nucleotides. RefSeq names its product FAD binding domain protein. Gene Ontology annotation, biological process: secondary metabolite biosynthetic process. The record is from RefSeq and is a predicted model, not a curated record. The coding region runs from base 443 to 1750 and encodes 435 amino acids. The transcript is spliced from 6 exons. Lineage: Eukaryota; Fungi; Ascomycota; Sordariomycetes; Xylariales; Hypoxylaceae. Gene Ontology annotation, molecular function: monooxygenase activity; FAD binding.
CUUUAGAUGGAAAUUCCAAUUGGCCAAUUGGUAUUUAAGCUUAUUCGAUAGGCCGACUCUAAUCGGUGCUUCAAGGUUGUCGGUGCGACAAACCGCGCGGGAGAGCGGGACUAAGAUGGUUACGUCCAUAAUCUCAGACAAGAAUGAUACGAUGCGCAAGGGAGAGUAUUUGCGUUUACAGGGGUAUUACCAGGAGAGCGGGAGAAAGCGAAGUAGCUUACACAUACCACGUACUUAGGAGGCACCGAAAUCCUACCCGCGAAACUGAAUAACUUACCUCUCCGAUGAGGUUGUCACUUCGUCUCCUCUUUCAUCCCGCAAGGAUUUAUUAUAACAAACGACAUCUCUGACCAAGUCAUCCUAUCGCCGGACUAUAUCUGAAUAACAUAGCGAAAUCUAUUCCCAUACAUAAUUAUUUGGUCCCCUAAGGUGAUCUUCCACAAUGACAGCUAACGGAACUCAGAACCGCGAUAAACCCGCAAAUUUCCAAUUGCACCUCAUCAUCAUCGGUGCCGGUCUAGCCGGGCUCGCGGCGGCCAUUAGCACUCGACUAGAAGGCCAUCGCGUCACUGUGUUGGAAAAAGUUUCCAAACUUGAGGAAAUCGGUGCUGGAUUACAGGUCACUCCUAAUGCGAGUCGCCUGUUCCAUCACUGGGGAGUUUACGAUGAGCUGAGCACCAAAGCUGCCAUUCCUACUUAUCUGGCGGUUAGGCGAUAUGACGGUACUCGACUGCUAUCGUACGAGGAACAUUUUCAGAAGAAGGUCCUCGAGCGAUACAAUGCCCCUUUUUGGGACAUUCAUCGUGCCGAUCUGCAAGAAGCGCUAGUAAAUCGUGCAAAGUUUCUGGGUGUUGAGAUUCGAUUGGGUGCUGACGUUCAACACGUUGACUUCAAACGUGCCGCCGUUACCACGCAAGAUGGUCGAACAGUGCAAGGCGAUCUCAUACUCGGCGCCGAUGGUUUGUGGUCGCGCACAAGGAGUUUCUUAUUAGGUCGGCAGCUAUCGCCGAAGCCGACCGGAGAUCUUGCCUAUCGGAUCAUUCUCAAUCUGGAGGAGGUACAGGAUCCGGAAUUACGAGAACUUAUCGCGAAGCCUUCUGUCAACUUGUGGAUCGGUCCAGAAUCCCACGUAGUGGGGUAUUCGUUGCGCCAGGGUAAGACGUACAACCUUGUUCUGCUACGCCCCGACGAUCUACCCGAAGACGUAAGCCGAGCUGCUGCUGAUGUGGAUGAGAUGCGGAAGCUAUUCGAGCCCUGGGAUCCUAUCUUGAGCAAGCUACUAGCGUGCGUGAACCAGGUCGAUAAAUGGCGACUUAUGCAUAUCUCCACCUUGGACGCCUGGGUGAACGACGAGGGUACCUUCUUAAUGGCCGGCGAUGCAUGUCAUCCCAUGCUUCCCUAUCUUGCUCAGGGUGCCAACUCCUCUCUAGAAGAUGGUGCCGUUCUCGGACGCUUGUUGAAAUACGUAACAAGCCGCGACAAGCUGACCCCGGCCCUCGAGAUGUACCAGCAGCUGCGAAAAAUUCGAGGAGAGGGGAUAGCAAAGGAGGCGUUAGGACAGAGGGAUUCAUUCCAUCUACCUGAUGGGCCCGAACAAGAGCAAAGGGAUGCCUUGCUUCUAGAAUAUCUUGGAAAAGAACCGCCACCGCACUUCCCGAGCCGAUGGUCAUGCCCGUCGGUGCAACCAUGGCUAUGGGGUUAUGACGCUAUCGUAGAAGCGGACAAGGCCUACGAGACUCAUCCCUUUUAGAUAAAACAGAAAGGUUCGUGGGGAAGCAAUGGAGUUACUUCGACGUGUAUGGGGUGAUCAAGUCAACUAUAUUAAAGAAAUAGACAUACAAGGGGGUUGUCGCAUUAGAAUAGUGGCUUUCCAAAUAAAUCUACCUAGUCCCUACCUACCUAAUAGCACUUAAGAUCCUGACAUAGCAAGACACUAUAAUUCCUCGUUAGAUUCAUAAUAGAGAUCAAAGAGGACUAAUUAUUGCUUAAGAG